This is a messenger RNA of Eupeodes corollae, 2646 nucleotides long. RefSeq lists its product as uncharacterized. The coding region runs from base 1 to 2646 and encodes 881 amino acids. Lineage: Eukaryota; Metazoa; Arthropoda; Insecta; Diptera; Syrphidae. The transcript has a single exon. The record is from RefSeq and is a predicted model, not a curated record. Gene Ontology annotation, molecular function: nucleic acid binding; zinc ion binding.
AUGAAUAUUGUCAAGCAAAAACGCGGUCGUGCAAAGGGUACAAUCACUACGGUUUCAACAUUUUCGGAAUCAGUCGUCGAUUCCACCCCUAUUGACAUGCUAGAAAUUCAAUUAAAGAAACUUCAGGAAGCUUGGUCUGAAUUCGUUUUGCAGCAAAAUAAUUUAUACGAGUUCUACGACCAGGAAGGUUUCGUCGACCCUGAACCCGAAUACGGGGAAUAUGAAACGAAAUAUUUCGAAGCGUUUUCUAAACUUUCUGGGUCUAUAAGAAAACAUCCAGAUAAGGAUCGUGAUGAAGCAUCAACAAUAAAUGCUUCGGUUUUGCAAAAAUCAAACUCUCGUCAGUCGGUCGUGUUGCCAAAACUUGUAAUUCCAGUUUUUACUGGAGACUAUAAGGAUUGGCCGGUUUUUAAAGAUUUGUUCACGGGAACAAUUGAUUGCAAUGUCUCCCUAACCGGUACGCAAAAAUUUCAAUAUCUGAAAUCAUUUCUGGGUGGUGAAGCGUUUACUCUUUUGAAGCACAUUUCGUGUACCGAAGAAAAUUAUCUCGAAGCUUGGGAUAAGCUUGAAGCGCGUUACGACAAAAAACAUUUAAUCGUACAAUCAUUCAUUCAAAGUUUCAUGGCCUUGCCGUCGUCUAAUAAUUUGAAUUUAGAAACUCUUCGCAAGCUUACAAAUGGAGCUGAUGAAAUAGUUCGUGGUUUGAACGCGUUACAAAUGAACUCUAGAGAUCCUUGGUUGAUCUAUAUUCUUGUUCAAAAAUUAGACAGUGAAACAAAACAAGCGUGGGCAAAAAAGGUAGAAUCUCGGGAUGACUGUACCAUCCAAGAAUUUCUUCUGUUUCUACAAAAUCAGUGCGUUUGUCUCGAAUCGUGUAGCUCAUUUUCUGGUCCUAUUAAAACAUUGAACAAAGUUUCUAACAAUAUUCGAACACAUUUCGUUGAAGCAAAACCUACUUGCCCAAAGUGUAAGGAAGAUCAUAUACUUCCAUUUUGUAAGACAUUUCUCGCUCUUGAUACUACCGCACGUCGCGAAUUCGUUAAACAAAACUCGAUUUGUUUCAACUGUCUUAGAGUUGGACACGCAUCUAACAAAUGCAAUUCUAAAUUUCGGUGCAGGUCGUGCAAUGCUAGACAUCACACCCUAGUACAUGAACCUAGAACUACAUCGACUAAUAAAACAACUGAACAGCCAUCGACACAAAACCCUUCGAACUCCGCUGUUACUCAUCAUUCUCUCGAAUCUACUCGUAAUACUCAUUCAUCUCUCGAAUCCAACGCUAUUAAAUCUACAAUUCUCCCUACUGCCGUCGUUAAGGUUCAGGAUAAAUUUGGCUCGUUUCAAAACAUUCGAAUUCUACUCGAUUCAGGAUCCCAAAUCUCGUUUAUUACGGAGAAAGCUCUCCAACGUUUGGGUCUUCCUAGAAAACCAUCUCGUAUCCCUAUUGUUGGAGUCGCAUCAACUUCUGCGGGCACAACCAAUGGUCUCAUUUCGUUAAAACUACACUCUCGUUUCAAUUCAAAUCACAUAGACAUAGAUUGCCAUGUAAUAAAAAAACUUACGUCUAUGCUUCCGCCACUUUCGUUGAAUUUAAACACAACACAAUUUCUUUCGUUGGAUCUUGCAGAUCCGAAAUUUUAUGAACCAGGAACGAUUGAUAUGCUCAUCGGAGCAGAUAAUAUUUUCAACAUUAUUCUCGAAACACCAAGGGCAGAACCGGGUGCUCCUAACUCUUUGUUGACAAUUUUUGGAUGGGUAAUUGCUGGAAGCUAUAAUCGCACACCAUCCAGUGAAGCUUUCGUUAUAAAAUCAUUUUGCACACAGCUUGAUUAUGCCAAGUACUUUGAUUUGGAACGCUUUUGGCGUCUAGAAGAGAUUUUUUAUGAACAACCUUUGUCUAUUGAAGAACAAAGAGCUGAGGAUGAUUUUAUUCAAACUCAUAGUCGCCAUACAGAUGGUAGAUACAUGGUUAAUUUACCAUUCAAACCUAAUUGCAAACCCACAUCUGAAAGCUCAUCUCGAAUCGCACUCAACCGACUAUAUUCAAUGGAAAAGAGAUUCGUUCGUGAUCCUGAACUUCAAAAACAAUACUCUUCCUUCUUAAACGAAUACAUUUCAUUGGGUCACAUGGAAGAAAUACCUGUUAAAGAGAUAAACGAUUCAGAUUCUUACUAUCUACCUCACCACGCCGUGUUCAAGGCUGAUAGCAGUACAACAAAAGUGAGAGUUGUUUUUGAUGGCUCCGCAAAGUCAUCACCUGAUUCGAGGUCCUUAAAUGAAUCCCUUUUCGUUGGCCCUGAAGUCCAAUGCGACAUAUUUACAAUAUGUCUUCGUUCUCGUCGUCACGUAUAUACAAUGUCUGGGGACAUUGAAAAGAUGUACAGACAAAUCUGGAUUUCACCAAAACAUACAAAUUAUCAAAGGAUUCUAUGGCGAGAAAAUCCUGAAUCUCCGAUUAAACACUAUAGGCUUUUAACUGUAACCUACGGGACCUCGGCUGCUUCAUUCUUAGAGAAACGCGCGCUUAAACAACUAGCUUUGGAUUCUGCUGAAACACACCCUCGAGCUUCUUCAGUUAUUCUUAAUGACUUUUAUGUCGAUGAUUUGGAUCGAAGAUUUAAUCGCUCUUCAAAAAGAGCUUGUUGA